CAGCAGUCGGAGAACUUCUAACUCUUCCUGUUGACCAAAUUCUGUUGGUUUGCUUUUAGUUCAGUGAUAGCUAAAGCUCUCAACAUGGUAAUCCCGCGGGCAUCAUGGAAGUGCGGGGCGUUCAUGCUCUCGUUCUUGGUACUACUUUCGACGACUCCCGACAUGACUUCGGCUGUCGGGGACAAGGUCGUGUGUUAUUAUGCUUCUUGGGCACACUACCGUACUGGAGCCGCCAAGUACACGGUGGACGACGUGCCUGUAGAACUGUGCACUCACGCCAUCUACGCCUUCGCUGUCCUGGACGCCGACUCGCUCGUCGCCAGAGAGCACGACGCGUACUUGGACAAGGCCGCCGGGCUCGACAACUACCGUCGUUUCGUCAGGUUGCGCGAACGGAAUCCGCAAGCCAAGAUGUUGCUCGGUCUGGGUGGCUGGACGGACUCUCGCAGCGACAAGUACUCUCGGCUGGUGUCGGAGCCGCAGCGUCGCACCGCCUUCGUCAGCCACGUGGUCUCCUUCCUGCAGGAGUAUGGCUUCGACGGACUGGACUUGGACUGGGAGUACCCGGGAUACCAGAGCUCUCCUCAGGAUAAGGAAGGUUUCCGCCUGUGGGUGGAGGAGCUCCGCACUGCCUUCUCACCCCGCGGCCUUCUCCUGACGGCGGCCGUGUCCGCGGGGAAGAGUGUGAUCGACCAGGGCUACGACAUCCCCGCCGUGGCGAAGGCGCUGGACCAGAUCCACCUCAUGAGCUACGACUUCCACGGCUCGUGGGAAAAGCGGGUCGCCCACCACGCCCCGCUGUUCCCCGCCCCCGGCCAGGAGAAGGAGCUCUCGGCUGACUUCGCCGUCAGGCACUGGAUCAAGAGGGGCGCGCCUGCGUCCAAGCUGGUCCUAGGCGUCCCCUUCUACGGCCGGUCCUGGACUCUUGCAGGCAAUGACGCCUCGAGCGGAGCGCCGGCUUCAGGCGCAGGGCGCCCUGGCCCUUUGCUCAAGGACGCAGGCACCAUGGCGUACUAUGAGAUCUGCCAGGCGCACCAGCGCGACGGCUGGAAGAAGGUCUCCGGCCCAGACGGACCCCAUCUCACCCACGGAGACCAGUGGGUCGCCUACGACGAUAUUGCCGCCAUCAGGAAGAAGGCGCAGUACGCCCAACAGAAGGGCUUGGGAGGAGUCAUGGUCUGGGACAUCGCCACGGACGACUUCCGAGGCGCUUGCGGCAGGGGUGCCAACCCGCUCCUGUCGGCCAUAGCGAAGGUGCUGACAGGUUCCAGCCCCACGUCCUCCGCCCAGCCGCCCACCGUCAGGCCUAGCACUCCCCGCCCGGUCCAGCCAACGACUCUCCUCCCCAUGCGACCAAGUCCGUCCCACCCCACGCCCACGACGCCCUCACCGGGGGGCCAGGUGGACACAGCCGAGUGCAGGACCACCGGAUUCACCGCUGACCCAAGCAGCUGCUCCUUCUUCUACCGCUGUUCCGGCGACUCGACCUACCGAUACCAGUGUCCUGGCGGCCUCCACUGGCGGCAGGAGCGUCUGGCCUGCGACUGGCCCGACGCCGCAGGGUGCGCCUCGGCCUAA
Molecule: messenger RNA, 1578 nt
Organism: Penaeus indicus
Lineage: Eukaryota; Metazoa; Arthropoda; Malacostraca; Decapoda; Penaeidae
Product: chitotriosidase-1-like
Exons: 7
Coding region: 85-1578 (497 amino acids)
Biological process (GO): carbohydrate metabolic process; chitin catabolic process
Cellular component (GO): extracellular region
Molecular function (GO): chitinase activity; chitin binding
Source: RefSeq, a predicted model, not a curated record